GACAAAAAUGUCUAUGGGGCGUUUGAAUAAACCAUCACCGUAGACGUGUUUUAUUACGCAAAUGUUUAACGUUAUCAUUUUUGACAAGUAGUUUUACGUCAAAACAAUGGCUGAUGAAAAUAAACCAAAAACACUAACGUUGAAGAGUUCAGAACCGUCAAUGAACCGACACACACCAGCUUCAAAGACAACUCAGGACAUUUCUCAUCUGCUGGCCAGCGUAUUCAAUGACCUCUACACCACAGAGGUGAUUGGAAAGGACACUGUUUCCAAUCUCAGCAAAUCACGAAGAAGAGGCAACAGCUACCAUGAAAAAUAUGUGGAGCAGCUACAACAGGUGCACAGUGAAUACAACAGACGUAUUCAGAACGCUGAUAUGUUGGAGACACACAUCAUACAGGCUCGUCUUCAGGCUGCUGCAAAAGAAGAGCACGAUCGCAACAAAAUCCUGGAAGAAGUCGGUGAGGCCUACCAACAGCUGGGACUUCCCCCAGUAAAAUCAGCCUUCAAGUGGUGUGUGGACAGUGGACUUCUGAGAAGCAACAACCUGAUUUGCCCACUGGACUACACAACAGUGCACACCCCAGUUGUUAAAAGUCCAAAAGCUAGGUCAACUCCAGGCUUUGCCCAGCCUACUUUCUCCUAUAAUAAGCACAUCUGCACUGAACUGCAGGAUGAUGGUUACACUCCGCUUCCUCCACCCGCUCAUUCAGCCCACAGCCUGCUUGAAUAUUCAGAGGAGACAAUCACACUCUCUUCCUCUCCAGAGUCCAGCUCAAUCAAGGACACAGAGCUAAGUUUGGUGGCUAAGGCUUCUUGGAUGGAGAAGACCAGUGCUAAGAGUCGUGCAGAAGACAGGGCUUCCAUGAAAAAGCACAAAGACCGGCAUAAGUUUCUGCACAACCCUCGCUUCCUGCUCCCAAACACUCAGCGUGGAGGAAAGUCUCUCAUCAUGCCAGGGAAAAAGACGCUGGAGAAUGUGGUAAAGAGCAAGAAAAACAAUGGCAGAGAGAGUCCUGGUGGUCAUGCGCCUAUUUUCACUGCGAAUCCACCAGUGAUCUUCUUCAGUGACUACAGAGUAGGACAAGUCUAUGAGACCUCAGUGGAGCUCAAAAACAUGACUGCGAGCAGCCGUCACAUUCGAAUGAUUCCUCCAACCUCCCCACACUUCUCUGUGGGUUUGGGCCGGUUCCCUGGUGAAGGAGGGAUUGUGGCUCCAGGAAUGAGUUGUCAGUAUAUGGUGCGUUUUGCACCGGAUUCUCUAGCAGACUAUGAGGAUGCUCUGGUUGUGGAGACACAGAUGCUGUAUCCUCUCAUUAUACCAAUAGAGGCCCGCAGAUCUCCUCCGAUACUCACCUUGCCGGCUGUCAUGGACUGUGGUUUCUGCCUGGUGGGAGGGGUGAAGUUCAUGGAGGUUUUAUGUCAGAAUGAAGGACUGAGUGCUGGAACAUUCUGUGUAAUGCCUAAGAAACAGUGGCCUGCUUCAAGCCUCAGGUCUGCAGUGAAGUCGACUUUCGCAGAACAGCCUCCCUUUGCCAUCAGUCCCUCUAUUUUUGGCCUUCUUCCUGGACAGGCUACUGUCAUAGAGGUUGUGUUUUUCCCCACAACUCCUGAGAUCUCUUCUCAGGACUUCACCAUUGUCUGUGACAACUGCCAAGUGAAGGACAUUACGCUCCAAGGUACAGGUCAACUGAUCACGGUGGAGCUGCUUUCAGUAUCAGGUGGAGAGGAUCAGCCUGAAUUUGCCGAAUUGUGUGACAUCACAGCUGAUCAUUAUGUCAGAUUUAACACAGCCAAUCCACACUCUACACUGCAGAAGACAGUGGUUGUCAAAAACAACACACACUUGGAGCUUCCAUAUCACUGGCAGAUCAUGAAGCCCAGCCUUCAAUGCCUGUUACCCGGAGAGACUCCUGACCCUUCCAGCAUUCAGCAUCUUCUUGAUACAGACAGUGCGUUCAGGAUCAGCCCUGCUGUAGGAAUCCUAAACCCUGCACAGGAACAUGAGUUCCUGCUCACCUAUGUUCCCAAAGAUAUAAAAGACUACCACAGUGUCUGCCACUUAGUGAUCAUGGAUGUUCCCAGUCCCCCCAGAAUCUGUGACAAUGGGAAAUGUCUUGAUACUGCACUUCAUGCAAAUAAUGUGACCAUUUUAGAGGUUGAAGUGAAAGGUUCUACUGAGCCAUAUAAGAUCCUUCUUGAGCCGUAUGCUGUUUUAAUACCAGGAGAGACCUAUAUACACAACACAAUUUGCAAGAGAUUCAAGAUGUGGAAUCACAGCAAAUCAGUCAUUCACUUUGAAUGGGAGCGUGUUAUUGACAGUCAUGUAAUUGAAGUGGAGCCAUCAUCUGGAGAAAUAGAAAGAAAUGAGUGUUUUGACAUGGAGUUGUAUCUUACUGGAAGGAGUCCAGGUCAUUUUACAUCUACCCUGCAGUGUCACGUUCUGCACCAUCCUAAAACUAUAGGACUUGCCAUUGAGGCCACAUUUAAGGGUCCACAUUGCUCAGUGAAUGUGCCAAAUCUGGAUUUUGGUUUGCUGCAAAUGGGAAAUGAGAGCCUUUUGACUGUUGAAAUCACCAACAACAGCCUGCUAGAUGCCCACUGGAGCCUGGAGGAGCUGUCCCAAACUCAGAUGCUCAUCGUAGGACUGGUGCAUAUCAAUCCAAAUAAAGGUGUUCUGGCUGCACUGGAGUCCUGCACUGUGGAUGUGGUGUUCAGAGCUAUGCAUUGCCAAGUAUUUGAAUCAGUUUUACAGCUUUCUGUGCUGAACGGCACUGGCUGUCACAUCUCCAUCCGAGCUGUUGUUCAGUCUCCUCAAGUGUGCUUGCUGAACUGUGAGCUGCUGUUUGCUGAUCUGUAUGUUGGAGUUUCACAGACGGGCAGCGUCACUCUGUUUAACCAAACACUACUGCCAGCCCACUUCACCUGGGGCAGGCUCCAAGGUGCACAAGCUCAUCUCUGCUCUGCAGUCUUCAGUCCCUCUGCAGGAUCUCUGGGGCCCAAUGCAAAAACUGAAGUCUCUGUGUCAUUCACAGCCCACACUGUUGUGGAAUUGACUGAAGUGACUGCAGUUUGUGAAGUAAAAGGAAUGGAGAAUCCAUUAGUGCUGGGAAUUUUUACUAAAGCCAAACCUCUCAGAGUUUCCUACUCACUGCUUUGUAAUGGUAUUAAUUCAGGUGAUGGAGAUCACCAACCAAUCAUACUGGACUUCACUGAGCAUGAGCCAGCCGUCAUUGGGAAAUCUGUCAAACGGCAGUUAGUGAUAACUAACAAUACUGCUAUUACUGCACCAUUCACUGUCCUCACUGAGUACUUCACUGGAGACUGUCCUUCACAAUCAGAAGAAAACUCUGAAAGAAGCAGUGCAGUUUUCCACUCCAUCCAGGCCAAAAAAAUACAGCAAAAAGCAUAUGACGAAUUUGUAAGCCGUCUGCUUUCCCAUGGAAGAGGUGCAAGCUUUUAUGUUGAACCAAAAAGUGGAAUGCUUGGCCCGUUUGAGAGUCAAACCAUCAACAUCACUGCUUUCACAAAUAUGUGGGGGUAUUAUGAGGACAACCUCAUAUGCAAAGUUGGAGAUCUAAAUUCAACUCACAUUCAUAUGAAGAUGUCUGUGAGGGGCUGCCCAGUUUACUUUCAGAUGAUUGGACCACAGCCUGACAAUCAGAAUCAGGGUCCAGUUAUUAGAUUUGGAAGCCAUGUUUCUGGAGGAGACACUGUGUCGCGCUCUUUACGGCUUAUUAACACCAGUCCGUAUGAUAUCCGUAUGGACUGGGUGACCUACAACCUGGAGGCUGGAGACGGCAAGCUGAUUGAUCUGCUGCUUGCAUGUGGUGAACCUUUCCCUCUAAAGGAUGCAGAUGGCAAUGAGGUUGUUGGAGGACUGGACUCAUCCGUCAUGUUCCCGUCCACAUGGGAUGACAGUCACACCCCCAGCAGAGAAGGAACCAGCUCAACUUUCAUGACCCAAUCUGAUGAUUUUGUAGAGAAUGGGGAAGAAUGUGAUGGAGAGGAUGGCAGUGGGGCUUCUGAGUCUCUAGCUCCAGUGAAGAAGCUGUUCUCUGUGUUUCUGAGGCCUCAUGAAGGAAAUCUUUCUGAUUACCCAUACUGCAUCACUCCACAGCAGACUGUAGUUCCAGCAGGGGGCAGUACCACCAUUCAUUUGUCUUUCACUCCUCUGAUCCUGUCAUGUUCAACCAAUCAAAGAUGUUUGGGUUACGCUCUUGGUUUCAUGAGCCUCGACUCUAAGCUUGCGUCAGUGACUCCAGACAAGGUGGAGAGAGUCCAGGGCUAUGAACUCCAACCUUUGAGGCUGGACAUGCAGGCUAAUGUAAAACCUGCCAUUUUGUCAGUGCAGAUGGCAGAGGAUACAGAAGUGCUGGAAUUCAGUGCAGCUGCCAGCGAUACACUAGACGGAGCGUCACAAACAAAGGAAUCCAGAAUAACUCGCACAUUCCGGCUGAAGAACGACACAGACAUGGCCUUGAGUUUCAAACUGAGCACAAAUCCACCAUUUUCAGUGCUGCAGCCCCGACAGAGCCUUAAACUGAUCAGCAGCUCGCCUGCUCAAAGACACACACAGGGUCUGUCUGGACCAGGAGAUGAGAUAACAUCACUUCUGUUACAGCCUAAAAACUUUAUGCAGGUUAAGGUGGCUUUCCACAAUUCCACUUCACUCCUGGCCUGUGUGAAUGGAGCAUGUGAGGAGUCGGACAGUCAGCUCUCUGCUUCCCUUUUGUGUAGUGAUGAUGGAGGAAGAACACUACAGUUUCAGGAGAACUUGACCAUUCAGUACAGCAAUAACAGCACACAGACCGUGUCUCUUUGUGCUCGUCUGGCAUUACCUACACUACACCUGUCCAGUGCCACUGUGGAUUUUGGCACCUGUUAUGUUGGACAAACAACUGUCAAAGAGAUUUAUCUCCACAACAGAGGCGGCUCCUGUAGCUACUGGACCACACUCACAGAUGGCAAUGAAGUGUUCAUGGUAAGUCCAGAUUCUGGUGUGCUGAAACCUCUUGGAGAUCUAGCUUCCUGUAGACAACUGUUGCAGAUCAGCUUCACUCCAAGGGAACAGAAAGAAUUCCAGACAAUCUUCACAGUGCAGGGGCUUCUAGGAGAGACACCACUUGUUCUGAAGGUCAGCGGAAGAGGAUCAUUUGAUGAGAGUUUUGUAUCUCCAAUAUCUGACACCUCACAAAACAACACUGAGUAACACAUAUAAGAGCAGAGAAGCAAAUUAUAUGUCUGUAAGACAGUCAUGUCCAUGUGCUUCAAAUGUUGUAUUUGUGAAAGAUACUUUAAAUUCUAAAGAUUAUUAAA
Danio aesculapii is the source of this 5319-nucleotide messenger RNA. RefSeq names its product DLEC1 cilia and flagella associated protein (gene dlec1). NCBI's taxonomy places the organism in Eukaryota, Metazoa, Chordata, Actinopteri, Cypriniformes, Danionidae. The coding region runs from base 107 to 5212 and encodes 1701 amino acids. The transcript is spliced from 38 exons. The record is from RefSeq and is a predicted model, not a curated record. Gene Ontology annotation, biological process: negative regulation of cell population proliferation.